This is a messenger RNA of Colletotrichum higginsianum IMI 349063, 963 nucleotides long. RefSeq names its product NUDIX domain-containing protein. The coding region runs from base 1 to 963 and encodes 320 amino acids. NCBI's taxonomy places the organism in Eukaryota, Fungi, Ascomycota, Sordariomycetes, Glomerellales, Glomerellaceae. The transcript has 2 exons. Gene Ontology annotation, biological process: nucleoside phosphate metabolic process; ribose phosphate metabolic process. The record is from RefSeq and is a predicted model, not a curated record. Gene Ontology annotation, molecular function: ADP-glucose pyrophosphatase activity; ADP-ribose pyrophosphatase activity.
AUGAGACCAGGCGCGCUCUUCAUUCGUCAAAGGGCAACAACGUUUAAAACCACGCCAAUCCUGAGCUACCCGCGACAGAAGUCUCCCCAUUUCCGCGCCUCGUCUGCUUGCCCGUUUCGUGCCACCCGCACAAUGUCCACCAUCACGUUGAAAGACAGCGGCCUGCAGGUCAAGCUACCCAACGGCCUGUCGGAAGAACAAUUGCUGGCUUUCAGACCGUUCCAGAAUUGGGUCAAGGGCCUCGCCAAUUCCCUGAGCCUACAAGCCAAGAACGAGAAUCACCCGUUCCACCCGGACCCUUACCAACUCCAUGCCAUCACGGUUCAGGCAUUCGACAUUUUCGGCUCCGGUCGCGUGGGCUUUCUAAAAAUCACAGCCGAUGUGAAGAACAGGGCCGGCGAGGGUCUUCCGGCCAGCGUCUUCCUCCGUGGUCCCAGUGUUGGAAUGCUCGUCAUGCUCAUCCCUGACGACGUGCCACCCGAGAGCGACGAGCGCUACGUCGUCCUGACCGUCCAACCGCGCGUGCCCGUCGGCAGCCUCUCCUUCGUGGAGCUGCCCGCCGGCAUGGUCGAUGACAGCGGCAGCUUCGCCGGCGCGGCGGCCAAGGAGAUCAAGGAGGAGCUGGGCCUUGAGAUUCACGAGUCGAAGCUUGCAUGCCUCAGCGAGCUCGCCGGCGCGGGCGAGUCGGCGGGCAACGAGACCGAUGAGGGCCUGGCAGAGGCCAUGUACCCGUCCGCGGGCGGGUGCGACGAGUUCGUCACGCUGUACAGCCACGAGCGGAGGAUCCCGCGCGGGCAGCUGAAGGAGUGGAGCGGCAAGCUGACGGGGCUGAGGGAUCACGGCGAGAAGAUCACGCUGAAGCUCGUUGCCAUGAAGGAUCUCUGGCGCGAGGGCGCAAGGGAUGCCAAGUGUCUCGCGGCGCUGGCCCUAUGGGAGGGGCUCCGACGUGAGGGCAAGUUAUGA